Pollicipes pollicipes is the source of this 2035-nucleotide messenger RNA. RefSeq names its product uroporphyrinogen decarboxylase (gene Urod). The transcript has 8 exons. The record is from RefSeq and is a predicted model, not a curated record. Gene Ontology annotation, cellular component: cytosol. Gene Ontology annotation, molecular function: uroporphyrinogen decarboxylase activity. Bases 66 to 1154 code for a protein of 362 amino acids. Gene Ontology annotation, biological process: heme biosynthetic process. NCBI's taxonomy places the organism in Eukaryota, Metazoa, Arthropoda, Thecostraca, Pollicipedomorpha, Pollicipedidae.
UCCACACAGGCGACUCUCGGGCGCUGGCGGUGGGUGUUCGUAGUCGCGCUGUCGAAGCUGUGCAUAUGCCGUUUGAAAUGCAGGCCAAGGACUUCCCUCUAUUGAAGAAUGAUCUCCUACUGCGUGCUGCUCGUGGUCUAGAGGUGGAACGUGUUCCUGUGUGGAUCAUGAGACAGGCUGGUCGAACACUGCCGGAGUACCGCGCUGUAAGUGAGGAGCAUGGCUUCUUUGGCAUCUGCCGAACACCGGAGCUGGCCUGUGAGGUGACGCUGCAGCCGAUCCGACGGUUCGACCUCGACGCCGCCAUCAUCUUCUCAGACAUUCUGGUGGUGCCACAGGCGCUCGGCAUGGAGGUCAUCAUGAAGCCGGGAGAGGGUCCCGUGUUUCCGGAGCCGCUGGCUGGGCCAGAUGACCUCGCGCGUCUCCAGCGGCCCGUGAACGUCCAAGAGCAGCUGGGCUACGUGUUCGAGGCGGUGACCAUGACCCGCCACAAGCUGGAGGGCAAGGUGCCCCUGAUCGGCUUCUCCGGAGCGCCGUGGACGCUCAUGGGGUACAUGGUCGAGGGCAAGGGGUCCAAGACCAUGUCCAAGGCGAAGCGCUGGCUGUACCAGCACCCGACCGAAAGCCACCAGUUGUUUUCCCUGCUGACCGACGUCGUGGUUGACUACCUGGUGGGACAGGCCGAGGCCGGCGCCCAGCUGCUGCAGGUGUUCGAGUCGAGCGCCGAGUAUCUGGGGCCCGACCUGUUCGCGCAGUUUGCGCUGCCUUACAUCCGCCGAAUCUCGAGCGAGGUUAAGGACAAGCUGAAGGCCAAGGACAUUGACGUGCCCAUGACGAUAUUCGCCAAGGGCGGCCACUACGCGCUGGAGCAGCUCGCGGACAGCGGUUACGAGGUGGUGGGCCUGGACUGGACGGUGGACCCGGCCGGGGCCACUGACCGCCUGGGCGACAAGGUCACGCGCCAGGGCAACCUGGACCCGUGCGCCCUCUACGCGCCGGAGGAGUCGCUGGACGCGCUUGCCAAGCAAAUGGUGGAGCGGUUCGGCACGCGCCGCUACAUCGCCAACCUGGGCCACGGCAUCUACCCGGACAUGACGCCCGAGCGCGUGGUCACCUUCGUCGACGCUAUCCACAAGUACAGCCGGCAGGACUGAGGCCCGCCGCACGGCCCGGUCGCCGGCACUCGGGCGUCACACCGCUGGAACUCUGGCGUCACACCGCUGGGACUCGGGCGUCACGCCGCCGGGACUCUAGCGUCGCGCUGCCGUAACUCGGGUGUCACGCUGUCGGGGCUCUGGUGUCACGCCGCCGGGACUCUAGCGUCACGCCGCCGGGUCUCGAGUGUCACGCCGUCGGGGCUCUGGUGUCACGCCGCCGGGUCUCGGGUGUCACGCCGGUGGGACUCUGGUGUCACGCCGCUGGCAUUCCGGUUGUGGGAAGGGAUGAUGGGGGUGGCGGGUGGACUUGCGAGGGGUAUUGAUUUUCCAGGUGUAUGACGUCACUGCCGCCUCGCCUCGCUGGGGAGCUGGCACUGGUGCCUUGGUGUUGGCGCUUGUGGAGGGACUUUGGUGCACCGUGUUGGCCGACGCAUUGUCUUGUAGGAAGGAGGUCGUGACCCCCCUAAUCUGAGGGUAUUUUCAAGGCUGUGGAUCAUAAUAACGCGAAGGCUGCCCCCGAACAAAGCAGAUCUCAGCUUCGUGCUUCGGCGAACAACUUUUGGUGCUCCAGUGUUUCGAUACGUUGGUCCGAAAGUUUUUGGUUAAAUGUAUUGAGUUGAUUGUAUGCUCAAGUCAAGUUUCUAACAUGUUUGCGACCGCCGUUCGGGCUAUGCGUGCGAGUUAAGUUUGUGACUGUUACGUUAGUGUUGCAUGUCCACGCACGGGAUAUUUAGUAGGUUCUUAUUAGGUAUGUUUAGUAGGUUCUCUUAAGUAAGCUCUGGGAAAUGUGUAAGAAUGUCUUAGGCAGCGUUACGCAACGCGUGCUACCAAUGCAGAAUAUAGCAUGUGGUUUGUCUGCUUAUUAAACUGGAUAUGAA